AUGACCAAGCCCAUCGCUGUCUCAUGUCCCGUCAGUCUUAACGCUUCAUCCGCCUCGCUCAACUGCAAAAAGCUUACACUCAAGCUAGCUCCCGGGCCCGACUCAUGGAAGGUCAAGUUAAUCCUCGAGGAACUCCAAGCUUUCUAUAUAAUAGAGUCAUUCAAGUUCGACGAAAUGAAAAACCCACCGUUCAUCAACAUCAACCCGAACGGCCGAGCCCCCGCAAUCGUCGACCCCAACACCAACCUCACCUUGUGGGGAUCCGGCGCCAUCAUCCAGUAUCUAAUCGAAGUCUACGACACCGAGAAGAAACUGACCUACAACCACACUCAACGAGCAUCACCUACUCAACCAGUACCUCCACUCCCAGAUGAGCGGGCAAGGCCCGUACUUCGGCCAAGCCGCAUGGUAGAUAUCACCCCGUAUUUUGCUGACUGUUCGACAUCCUCCACCCCCGGAGAAGAUCCCCUCCGUCAUCGACCAAUAUGUCGGAGAAGUCGCCGGACCCUGGGAGUACUGAACACGGUGCUUGAAGGCCGCACCUGGCUCGUGGGCGAGAAGAUCACCUUUGCGGAUCUGGUGUUUGUGCCGUGGAACGGACGGCUGGAUUACCUGCUCCCCGAGGAGGAUUACCUGGCCACGUACCCGAAUGUGAAGGCGUGGCAGCAGCGGAUAGAGAAGCGUCCGUCCUGGAAGGAGUGCAUCGAGCUGCGGGAUCGUCUGAUGGAUGAGCAGGGGUUGCAACCUAAUGGGAUUCCGGAGGGGGUGUCGGAUAUCAAGGACUAUGAGGAGCUGAUUGCCAAGAAUGCGGAGGAGCAACGGCGGCUGCAGGAGUAG
This is a messenger RNA of Aspergillus homomorphus CBS 101889, 837 nucleotides long. RefSeq names its product glutathione S-transferase family protein. Bases 1 to 837 code for a protein of 278 amino acids. NCBI's taxonomy places the organism in Eukaryota, Fungi, Ascomycota, Eurotiomycetes, Eurotiales, Aspergillaceae. The record is from RefSeq and is a predicted model, not a curated record. The transcript has 4 exons.